Messenger RNA from Mytilus trossulus (common blue mussel), 1699 nucleotides. RefSeq lists its product as uncharacterized. The record is from RefSeq and is a predicted model, not a curated record. Bases 946 to 1572 code for a protein of 208 amino acids. The transcript is spliced from 2 exons. Lineage: Eukaryota; Metazoa; Mollusca; Bivalvia; Mytilida; Mytilidae.
UAGUCUGAAAAAAUAAAACAAAAGAACAAAUUAAACAAGAAGUAUCUUAUCUUUUGAAACACUACUGUUUCAUUAUGGAUUUAGAUCUUCGUUUAAUUGAAUCUAUCAAACGAAAUGUCUGCUACUUAAGUCAUGCUACUCUUCUCUUAGAAAAGUUUCAUUCUUAUUUAGAUACAAAUGUUUUUCAAAUGAGAAUAUAUAAAAGUUUUUUAUGUUGUGCAAUAGGAGUAACAUUUCGGAUGUAUGGAAAUGCAGAAUUAUCAUCAUAUGACUACCUAGAACGAGCCAAAAAUAUUAUUUUCGAUUUAAUAAAAUUUCAACCAAACAUUUCUGUUUAUCCAUUCACUUCCACAGAUCCCGUGCUUUAUCUAAAGGGUUGUUCCGUUCUACAAAAGGAUACAGAGGAUAUAUUUCAUAGAUUAGUAAAAGAAAGUGAACAAAAAAUGACAAAAGAUUUUGUGCAAACAUUUUUAGCAAACAAAUUCAGGAGUUCAAGAGAAAUGGAACUCUUUGAAAAAUAUGCUAAUGGGGAGAUAAACAAGAAUGAAAUAAAACACUUCAAAUUGACUUCAUACAAAACUAAAAAAAAGGGGAAAUAUGGAAAAAAUAUUUGCUCAUUUUAAAAGUAUCAAGGAAACUUUCCUUGUUGAUUUACUUAUAAGUAUUAUGCAUGAAAGUAGUAAAAAUAAGUGGUGGAUGGAAUCGACAAUAAUAGCAUGGUCACUGAAUAUGGCAACAAUGAAACAAAAAUGGAUAGUCUGACUGACAGUCAAUUUGCGUAUAAUCUCGCAGUUAGGUUGCAGUGUUAUUUCAAAAAAAAGUUAUAAAAACUACCUACCUAUUGCUGCUUUAGUAGAACAUCGCGAUGGCAUUAUUAGAUUUUUGAGAUCAGAGAUAACUGUUUCAACUAAAAAUCUGCACAAGAUCAUACAAAGGCUAAAGGAAAUGCAAGGAGAGGGUUCAUCAACUUUGUUCUACACCUAUGGUGCUUUAAAAAUGGCGCCAAAAUUUACUCUCUAUCAUAAAUGCAUGAUCAAUCGCGCUCUUUUAAAGUGCUGCUUUAUUGAAUGGCGAGAAGGAAAAAGUGAAAAGUGUCUUGAAAAAGCUAUUUUGCAAGCACAAACCUUAAAUGAAAUAGCUAUCACUAUGAGAGAAGAUUGGCUAAUCUGUAUGAUGAUUUACCUUGAAAUUGCUGAAACAUAUCUCCUCUUUCCCACGAAAAACAACAUUGAUCAAGCUAAACAAAAGUACAAAAAAGCAUUUGAACUCCAAUCAACAUUUGGUGGUAUACUUCUGACUACCCAAUACCAUUUCAAUCUUUAUCAACAAUAUAUUCAUUUUUGCUUGAAAUUUGGCAAUUUAGAAGAUCUCAACGAUGCACGGAAAAUUUCUGUUGAAAUGAGGGAGAGGUGUGUCCAACAAAAACGUAAACAAGCAAUUGGAGACAACUUGAUUAAGAUUGAAGAUAGAACAAAAUCAAAGACUAGAAGAAAGGUUGCCAUUAAUCUACUCGGAAUACUAUUUCUGAUUUCAUCUGUGUUUGCUGGUGUGUGGUUCUUUAUGACCAAGUGAUUCAAUCCUAUCGUUGAUUAAGAACAAUAGAAAAGAUGUGGCCAUGCUAUUGACAUUGAAUAUCUUGAACGUAAAACGAUGAAAUGUAAGACUUUAAUCACAGACGAUUGAACAAGUACUAUGUAUG